This is a messenger RNA of Helianthus annuus (common sunflower), 1053 nucleotides long. Its product is annotated as (DL)-glycerol-3-phosphatase 2. The coding region runs from base 5 to 844 and encodes 279 amino acids. Gene Ontology annotation, molecular function: sn-glycerol 3-phosphatase activity. Gene Ontology annotation, biological process: glycerol biosynthetic process. The transcript has 6 exons. The record is from RefSeq and is a predicted model, not a curated record. Lineage: Eukaryota; Viridiplantae; Streptophyta; Magnoliopsida; Asterales; Asteraceae.
CGCGAUGAUUUUAAAACCUAACCAAAUCUUCGGUUUAGUUACGCUAACAUCAUCAGGCGCAAGAUUUACGAGUACCACAACAAACCUCCAGUUUCAAUCGCGAACUGUAUCGGCAAAAAUGGCGAAUCCGGCCGUCAGCGAUUCAGAGAAGAAGCUAAUCACUCACGUCAUCUUCGAUAUGGACGGACUUUUGCUCGAUACUGAGAAGUUCUAUACAGAAGUUCAAGAAAUUAUACUUUCAAGAUUCAACAAAACAUUUGAUUGGUCUCUAAAGGCAAAGAUGAUGGGAAAAAAAGCAAUAGAGGCUGCACACGUGUUUGUUGAAGAAACUGGAAUUAGCGAUUCACUUUCCGCUGAAAACUUUUUGGUAGAACGUGAAUCUAUGCUUCAGGAAAUGUUUCCUACAAGUGAAGUUAUGCCAGGUGCAAGCCGUUUGGUCAAACAUCUGCAUGCCUCAGGAGUGCCAAUUUGUGUCGCAACAGGCACUCAUAAACGACACUUUGCACUGAAAACACAAAGACAUGGUGAAAUAUUUUCUUUGAUGCAUCAUAUUGUCAUGGGAGAUGAUCCAGAAGUUAAGCAAGGCAAGCCAUCACCGGAUAUAUUUCUUGCAGCUGCCAGAAGAUUCGACGGUGAAGCGGUACAUCCUUCUAAAAUUCUUGUAUUUGAAGAUGCACCCUCAGGAGUUCUUGCAGCCAAGAAUGCUGGAAUGUCUGUAGUUAUGGUUCCGGAUCCAAGACUGGAUAGCGCUUUUCAUGAGACUGCAGAUAAGGUUGUGAAGUCACUGUUGGAUUUUGAUCCAGCUGAAUGGGGCCUCCCUCCAUUCACUGAUACAACGGCCUAGGAUGUAUUUUUGAUUUAUUGAAGUGAAAAAGUUGCUGCUUAAUUAUUGUUGUAUCAUGCUUUAGCGUCGACGCUUAAUCAUUGAGUUUACCAAUUAUUUGUUUGAUGAGUGGGUGACUAAGUGGUGUGCGGUUUCUAUUAAAUGUUACAGAUCAAAACUGUUGAUUCUUUUGGAGACAUCAAUAUUAAUAUAAUUUUAUAUUAACUUUG